Olea europaea var. sylvestris is the source of this 1570-nucleotide messenger RNA. RefSeq names its product protein BREAST CANCER SUSCEPTIBILITY 2 homolog B-like. The record is from RefSeq and is a predicted model, not a curated record. Lineage: Eukaryota; Viridiplantae; Streptophyta; Magnoliopsida; Lamiales; Oleaceae. The transcript has 8 exons. Gene Ontology annotation, biological process: double-strand break repair via homologous recombination; regulation of DNA-templated transcription. Bases 22 to 1038 code for a protein of 338 amino acids.
UCUGUUGUCGCAGAAGGGAUUAUGUCUGAGUUCCAAAAUGAAAAAGAAGUUUCUUUUGAUGAUGACGACCAUGAUAAUGAUGAAGGAGCCAAACUCUUGAAAUUACUUGAGACAGCUGCAGAACCAGAAUUACUAAUGGCUGGGAUGAGCUCAAAACAAUUAACCUCCUUUACUUCGUAUAAAGCUAAACUAGAGGAAAUAAGGCAGUUGGAUAUGCAAAAAUCUAUUGAGAAAGCUCUGGAAGCAUCUGGCCUAAAUGAGAGAGAGGUCACUCCAUUUAUGCGGGUUAGAGUUGUCGGGUUGACUAAUAAAUGUCAUAAACAAAAAUGCUACCCAGGCAAAGGCUUGAUAACUAUAUGGAACCCAACUGAGAAACAGAAACUAGACCUGAUCGAGGGACAGGCAUAUGCUGUUGGAGGUCUUUUACCAUGCAGCUCCUAUUCGGGCACCCUUUAUUUGAAAGCAAGAGGUUCAACUACCAAUUGGCUGCCUCUGUCUCCUUCAAUAAUGGAAAAAUAUGAGCCUUUCUUCACUCCACGAUCAUCAGUUAAAAUAUCAAAUCUGGGCGAAGUUCCUCUCUCCAGUGAAUUUGAUAUAGCUGCUUUCGUUGUUUACGUGGGAGAGGUGUAUACAGAAGCUCAUCAAAAGAAGCAGUGGGUGUUUGUGACGGAUGAAUCGGCAUCUGAAUUGAUUUCGAAGGAAUCAUCAGAUACAUUGUUGGCCAUAAGCUUCUACUUGCCUUACACAGAGUGGGAUUCAUUUGCACCAAUAAACAAUAACGUUGCAGGAUCUGUGGUUGUGUUUCGUAAUCUCAUCAAAAGACCUAAAGAUCAAGUGAAUAACCUGUGGGUGGCAGAAGCAACCGAAAAUUCAGAGUAUUCUAUAAGUUAUGACCUUGCGGGUCACAACUAUUUGAAGGAUACUGCUACAUCAAUCUUAAAAUGGGCUAAGACCUCAAGCUUGAUCAUAGAGAAGCUUAAGGAAGAAGUUCUAUCUAUUGUCAGAAAUUCUGAAGUCGUGUUGAAAGAACCUAAUUAAGCUCAGAGACACACAUCUGAAUAUCACAUCAGUUGGGGUUGAAGUCCGUAUCAACAGGUUAAGGACAGUACGUCCUCUUAAACUUGAACCUUUCCUUUUAACAGUGUUGAGAAAGCCCUUGGCAAAUGGGAUUCACCGAUAGUUCUGUUUACUUGACAUUGUCCGUUCAGGUGACCCAAAUGACUCACUGCAUAAUUUCAGAGUGCCAUUUUGAUUUCAGAUUUGGAGUAUUUUAUGAGCUAGUCGACUCAGUUGGCCUGCGUUACAUGGCUUUGUAUAGUUAUUUUUGGUAUAUACUCUUCUCUGCAGGGUGGGAAAAAUAAGAAGUCCAAUUGAUCCACCCUAAGGUGAAUCUGUGUAUGUACAAGUGAAAUAGAGUAUUACAGGUUUUUAUUUUUAAAAACAGGCUGAUUAAAUUGGGUAAAUGUGGUGGCGAGCUUGUGCUGUGCCAGAUUCUGUUGCAUUUUUAUGGUAACAUGAACAUAAAUCACUUCCACGUCUUAAACUGUAAUAUAAAUGGGUCAAGGUUUCA